AUGUUGAAGCCUUCAGUCUCCUUUAUGGAGAAAGCGAAGCCCCUUAGGAGGAAGGUGGCGGAUAAAGUCGAGUGGGUAAAAGCUCAUGCACCAGAGCUUGUCAAGUCGCGAGCCUUUCGAAAGACAACGACUAUUCUUGCUGCUUUUACUUUGGCCGUCUUGUUAAUCGUUCUUACGGGAAAGUACACCAACGCAGGGUGGUUCAUACCAAAGGUUAUCCAAAAAAUUGGACGGUAUCCGACGUGUCAGAGUAAAGGGAUCAAUGGAACACAAGAAAUCUGGGAUGUGUCGAGGCACAAAUACGAAAACCUGCUGGAUGACAAAUUCACCAUCGCCAUGCAGACAUAUCAGCGACCAAAGGAACUCGAAGAGACCCUCAACAUCAUCCUGAGCGAGGAGAUUCCUUCACUUCUCGAGAUAGUCAUCGUCUGGAAUGAUCUCGAAAACCACCCUCCACCGGACUUCGUUUCCAAGUACGGCGUCCCCGUUCGAUACCGAAAGUCGAAGCGCAACAGCCUCAACGAAAAGCUUUGGCCCGAUCCCGAGUACAAGACACAGGCGAUUCUGCUCUCAGAUGAUGAUGUGUACUACCGACCCAAUGAUCUCGAGUUCGUCUUUCAAACAUGGCGCAAGUUCGGUAAGAAUCGAAUGGUUGGCGCUCUCGCUCGAUGUACACCCGUGGAUACGUUCGGAUACCACCACUAUACCUUCUGCUCGAGUAAGAAGGGCCAAGACGAUUAUAAUAUGGUUCUGACGAAUCUUGCCUUUUCGCAUAUCUCGUUCCUCGACUAUUAUUCGUCCAACGAUACCAUCAUGAUGCAGAUCAGGGAUUACGUCGAUGAAGGCUUCAACUGCGAGGAUCUUGCGUUGAACUAUGUCCACGGACUGCUCACAGGCGAAGGACCUCUUCUUAUCAGUGGGCAUGAAAAGUAUUACAACUUUGUCCCUCGGGUGGGAAUUAGCAUGAAGAAGGGCCACAUCGAGGCGCGAAGUGCUUGUCUCAAUCACUUUUCCAAGAUGUUUGGAUGUCACCCCUUGGUUGACGAAACAGGAUACAUCCAGCGUGGUGUUUUAGUGAUUAAUGUCAUUACCAUAUAUAUGAGGAGGAUAUCACAAGCUAAACUAAACCAAUUCUAUUUGCCAACUUCUCUGUCAAUCACCAUGAAUCAAGGCGAGCAGACAGGAGUCAUCAUCUCCACGACCGUCGUGGCCCUCCUCACAGGCUACGCUUUCGGUAUCUAUACCAUCCGUGGCUACCUCAUCUCGCCUUCCCUAGUCGAAGAGCGUCGGCGCGCCCUGCACGAUCCUGUCGAGAGCGACGAGAGCGACGUUGACGAAGACGAUACUGUGCUCGACCAUGCACCUAACUGGGCCAAUGGCGCCGACGCCGAUCGCAAGCAGGGCUUGAAGGCUGAAGAUGAGAAGAAGGAGCCUGUUGUUAAGGAUAACGGCGAGGAGUGCAAGCUUGUUCUUGUCGUGCGAACAGAUCUCGGCAUGACAAAGGGCAAAAUCGCUGCUCAAUGCUCCCACGCAACCCUCGCAUGCUACAAGUCCCUCGUCCGCGCCCCCGCCAACUCUCCCCAAGCCCAGAUCCUCAAGCGAUGGGAGCGUCUCGGCCAAGCCAAGAUCGCUGUGCAAGUCAAGAGCCAAGACGAGAUCCUCGAGCUCCGACGCAAGGCACGAUCUCUGGGUCUCACCGCCGAGGUGAUUCAGGAUGCUGGCCGAACACAAAUCGAGGCUGGUAGCAUGACGGUGCUGGGCGUUGGACCUGCUCCUCGCAGCCUUGUUGACCAGGUCACUGGUGGACUCAAACUGCUCUAAAUAACGAAACGAAUAAAGUCGUCAGAUAUUUGGAGGUGUACACAUACGAAGACAUGCACGGUAUUACGAAAUUUGGGACUGGAUUCAUAAAAGUACUACGAUUAUAGACAUUCAAGCGAAGCUCUGAUAGAUUUUAAAACGGCACUUU
Fusarium graminearum PH-1 is the source of this 1969-nucleotide messenger RNA. RefSeq lists its product as uncharacterized. Lineage: Eukaryota; Fungi; Ascomycota; Sordariomycetes; Hypocreales; Nectriaceae. The coding region runs from base 1 to 1821 and encodes 606 amino acids. Gene Ontology annotation, molecular function: glycosyltransferase activity; peptidyl-tRNA hydrolase activity. Gene Ontology annotation, cellular component: mitochondrion; cytosol; membrane. The record is from RefSeq and is a predicted model, not a curated record. The transcript has 5 exons.